This is a messenger RNA of Hemicordylus capensis (graceful crag lizard), 2276 nucleotides long. RefSeq names its product formin-1-like. The transcript has 3 exons. Lineage: Eukaryota; Metazoa; Chordata; Lepidosauria; Squamata; Cordylidae. The coding region runs from base 322 to 2190 and encodes 622 amino acids. The record is from RefSeq and is a predicted model, not a curated record.
GUCUUAAGGGGCAGGGGGUUUUAAAUGUGAGGCGGCAGCAUCCUCACUAUCGGCUGCCGGGCGGGGAAGGGGGAUGUGGAUUAGCAGCAGGCAGUCGCAGUAGCAGGUCCUGAAGCAGAACCGGGCAUCCUCUCUCCCCCUUGCACCUGCAGCAGCGGCAAUAGCUGAGCCCAGGGAGGGCUGCACUUCUCAAAAAGGAAACAUUACAGUAGAAGAUUAGUCAGAUUCCUUCUCUAACUUCCUUGCAUCACAUGGUGUGUCAUGCAAGGCUAGAAGUAUUGGCCUCAUAAUUUUAAGUGCAUGAGUAAUUAGGCAAACACAAUGGAAGGCACUCAUACUGUCCUCCAGUUGCACAGACCCAUAAUGGAACUUUGCUACGUCAGUUUCUAUCUUCCAAAGGGAAAAGUUAGAGGAUUCACAUAUAAGGGCUGUGUGACUCUAGACAAAUCCAAGAAAUGUUUGCAUAACUGCUAUCAAGUGAGGGAAGGCUUGGAGGCAGUAGGAUCAAGAGGCCAGCUCUGUGAAAGCAUUGGAGAUAUCUUUUUCAAGCAAACCACUACAAAGAAUAUUCUCACUGAACUGUAUAAACUAAACGCUGAAAAGGAGAGGCUGUUGGCUAGUCUGCUUAGUUCAACCCACAUUCUAGGUGUUAAUAUGGGAAAUCAGGAUGGAAAGCUGCAGGACAUUUCUGAAAGUCUGAAUGAUGAUAAUCUGAGAUUCAAGGAUCAACAAGAGUCUUUCUCGGAAUCCAUGGAGAAGACAUCCACCCUGAGAAGCAAAAAAACAAGGAAAUUUAGCAAACGAAGAGAAAGCAUUGAAGAUUUCAUAAACAAAAAAAUAAAAAGAAAGAUCCCUGCAGUUCUGGAGCCUCCUGCAUUAAACAGCAAAGAAAUGUUAGGAACUGACAUACUGUCUUCUACCAAAUACCCUGCUGAUGUCUUUUCCAGUUCUUUUACAUGUUCAUUUUCGAAUAAAGUAGAAGACAAAGAUGUUAUAUCAUCAUAUGUGAAUAAACCAUCAGAAAGAUCAAGGAAAGAGUGUUUGCUUGAGAACAGUCGGGCUUUGGGAUCUGAUACAGACCUCUCUGUUUCUUUCUCUGAGUAUGACAAUGAUGUAUUUGGACACUGUUUUGCACAUUCCAGCCACAGUUUGUUAGAUGAUGUAGAGGACAUUCUGCAAGGGAUGCAGGUGCAGCAGAACAGCCCUUUGUUGAACUCUUUCCAAGAUCUUCCAUCCCAAACAUAUGAGACUUUUGAUAAGACUAUAGCAGAGAUCUGCAAAAGCAAACCUGAAGUUGCAGGGGUAUCAAAAGUACCAGAUUCAGAACAUCAGCUGCAGAGAACUGCAAGAACCUCUAUAGAAUAUGGCCAAAUACCUUAUGCGGCCAGUAAGGGAAGUAAAGAAUUGAUUGGUUCUGUGUUCGCCACUGUGACGCAAGAGAAAGAUCAUGAAAGCUAUAUUCAGCAGUAUAAAGGAGAACAAGAGCAUGUUAUUGAUGAAUCGUGUAGCCUAGCUGGAGCAGUCAAUAAAACACUUCUGAAAGUGAUUCAGAAUGACAGGUUAGAUGAAACUGCAGAAUGGAAGAGAUUACAGCAUAUUACAAGAACAGACAGAAGUCCACCAGGCUCGGCCUAUGAAACAAGACCUACUGUAUCCCAGGAAAACAAUAAACAUUUGUCUUUACACCUGCCAAUAACUUUGAAUCCUGAUAUUUAUCAGACACGGACCAGCAUUAAGCAGGAAGACAAAAAGCCACUGUCUCCCUCUUUAGUAGCAGUUAGCAAUGUUUUUAAUAAUUCAUAUCCAGCAUCAAAUGCACACAAACAGAUGUCUCCUCUUCCUUCCCCUUUAUCCUCAAGUCUGCCUAGUCCACAGCUACACCACAGAAUACUUCCUUUGCCCACGGUGGACACUGCACAAGAAUCUGUGUAUAGUGACUCUCAUCGUUCAAGAUGUCAUACUACAAAUUUCCCUUUGGGUAAAGAUUUGGAAGCACAGUUGCAUUUCAAAUGUUCAGAAUAUGGACAUCGUGGACUUUCUAUGAGACAACCAGGACCAUGUCAAUUUGCUAGUGGGGAUCAUUCUGGAAAAAGCAGUCCUAAGGAAAAAAACUACAUUCAACCGCAACAUCAACUGUAUUCAGAGAGCUAUGCGAUGCAAUGUACUGACAUCCAGGCCCCAAUGUCUUGAAAACUACUUCAGCAGCAGUUCUGACUUCUCAGAUGAUAUGGUGGGCAUUUCCGACAGCCUUUCAAGCAUAUCAUCACAGACUCAAG